This is a messenger RNA of Haplochromis burtoni (Burton's mouthbrooder), 1424 nucleotides long. RefSeq lists its product as uncharacterized. Lineage: Eukaryota; Metazoa; Chordata; Actinopteri; Cichliformes; Cichlidae. The record is from RefSeq and is a predicted model, not a curated record.
CUGGAGUACACACAAGCCAUAGCACUAACACACAUCACCAUAAAAAAGGCAUGAUCACGGACUUUAGGUAAACACAUUUAAAGUGCUACAAAAAGCACAAAUAUGUUAGCUGAGUCACAACUAAGCAAAUGGCUAGCAACAGGGAUGUCCUCGAUCAAACUUUAAAUCUUAGCUCAGUCUUAGUCCCUUCUCCUGUCCCUUUACACCUGAAACAAAGGGGAAAGCUGUUUCUAGAGAGCAAUGCUAAUUUGUACGAUGCUGGAAACAUGCCGUUGCUACACUUUUCAACCCUGAAACAAAUCACGCAAACAGUGAAUCUACACUGUAAUAGAAGCAUGUUGUAUUUACAGUGCUCUCAAAUCCAGCUUCCUCAAGUAUUAUAGAUCUGUGGGAUUCAAUACAUCUUCUGGAGACAAUGGUUCAGUAAAGAAUCCAUGUGCCAUAGAGUGAAUCAGUAUCUCUGAAAAAAUAAAAGCAUAUUUUUUGGAACAAAGCUUAAAGAUAUAUAUCAAAAUAAAAUUAUAUACAUAAUUCUCUUUGCUUUAUGUUUUACAUCUUUGUGUUUGCCCUCAGGCUCUCGGGCUGUCUGAUCACUCAGGAUGGUUGUACUUCUCUGGUAUUAGCUCUGAACUCCAACCCCUCCCAUUUGAGAGAGCUAGACCUGAGCUACAAUCAUCCAGGAGACUCAGGCAUGAAGCUGCUGUCUAGCUUACUGGAUGAUCCACGCUGGAGACUGAACACUCUUAGGCUGGACCACGGUGGAGAGCAGAGGCUGAAACCUGGUCUGAGGAAGUAUUCCCGUGAUCUUAAACUGGACACAAACUCAGUGCACAGAAAACUUAAACUGUCCGACAACAACAGAAGAGUGACGGCAGUAACAGAGGAGCAGCCUUAUCCUGAUCACCCAGAGAGUUUUCAAGCAUGCCUCGGGCUGGAGGUGUAUGAGGGGGCGGAGUCUGUCAUGCUGCCCUGUCAGGUACCAGAGGACGUUUAUCAGGACGCCACAGCAGUGGUUUGGGACCGCAAGGACCUCAGCAGCCCGACAGUCCAUCUGCGUCUGCAGAGCGGCGACGAUCUCACGAGACAGAAUGUGAUUUACUUCAACCGAACAUCGAUGAGAGCCGACGCUCUGCAGACCGGAGACCUCAGCCUCACGCUGAGGAAGCCCAUAGUCAAUGACACCGGCACCUACACCUGCACCACCCGAAGAUAUGGACAAGAUCAGAGCAAGACCCAUUUGCAACUGAGGGUGGCAGAACGUCCUCCUCCUGGUCCCACUCCUCCUCCAGUCUGGCCCAAAGUUCUCUCAGGUGUCCUGGUUCCUGUGGUUCUCCUGGCUGUCGGCUUUGGGGUCUUCAUGUACUUUAGAUAUAAAGAUUUAAAGAACAAAGAAGUCGUUCAGGUCGCAGCAGAACCAGGUGAUG